Molecule: messenger RNA, 1412 nt
Organism: Monopterus albus (swamp eel)
Lineage: Eukaryota; Metazoa; Chordata; Actinopteri; Synbranchiformes; Synbranchidae
Product: G2/mitotic-specific cyclin-B2
Exons: 8
Coding region: 158-1330 (390 amino acids)
Biological process (GO): mitotic cell cycle phase transition
Molecular function (GO): cyclin-dependent protein serine/threonine kinase regulator activity
Source: RefSeq, a predicted model, not a curated record
AAGGAGCGCUAUUUGAAAGCUGCUCGACUCUCUGUUGUUUAUCUGAAUGUUUAGUGUUCAAGGCUCUUAUGGGUAAAGAGUGCUGGUUGGUGCUAAAGUAAGUCACUCUGUCGUUUCUUUGAGUCAUUGUUUCACCUUGCUGCUGUCGACGUGAAACAUGUCGUCUGUGGCCGUUCGUGCUGUGCAGCUCCCACCCACAGAGAACCCAGGGAAGAUGGGUAAAACCACAACAGCUGUGAGGAGAGCUGCUCUUGGAGAGAGAACCAACUUUCCAGGAGCAGCAGUCAACACAAAGAGGACUGGACCAGCCAAAGCAUCAGCCAAACCAUCUUGUGACCUAAAAGUAAAUGCCAGUGCGGUGGUGCCUCCAGUAGUCCAGGUCCAAGCACCUGCAGAUCCUCUCCCUUCAGUUUCAGAGGAGUCAGCUGAUGCCUCCAUGGAGGAGGAACUCUGCCAGGCUUUCUCUGAGGCGCUGCUCACUGUGCAGGAUGUCGACGAGCAGGACGCAGACCUGCCACAGCUCUGCUCCGAAUAUGUCAAAGACAUCUAUAAUUAUCUGCUAGACCUGGAGGUGCAGCAGGCUAUACGCCCAAACUACAUGGAGGGUUAUGAAAUCAGUGAACGCAUGCGAGCUCUUCUGAUCGACUGGCUGGUCCAAGUGCACGCCAGGUUCCAGCUGCUGCCGGAGACUCUGUACCUCACAGUUGCCAUCCUGGACCGUUUUCUGCAGGUCCAGCCAGUCUCUCGCAGAAAGCUGCAGCUUGUUGGUGUCACUGCCAUGCUGGUGGCCUGUAAAUAUGAGGAGAUGUACGCUCCAGAAGUCGGCGACUUUGCCUACAUCACAGACAAUGCAUUUUCAAAGUCUGAGAUUAUGAAGAUGGAGCAGCUGGUUUUGAAGAGCCUUAAUUUUCAGCUGGGACGUCCUCUUCCAUUACACUUCCUCAGGCGGGCUUCAAAGGUGGCUAAUUGUGAUGUAGAGAGACACACGCUGGCCAAGUAUCUGAUGGAGCUGACCCUCCUCGACUAUGACAUGGUGCACUACCGGCCCUCUGAGAUUGCUGCUGCUUCCCUGUGUCUCUCCCAGCUGCUGCUUAACGGGCUGCCGUGGUCGGCUACACAGCAGCACUACUCUACUUAUGAUGAGGCCCACCUGAAGCCAGUCAUGCAGCACAUUGCCAAAAAUGUUGUGACUUUAAAUGAGGGGAAAACAAAGUUCCAGGCUGUGAAGACCAAGUACUCCAGCAGUAAGCUGAUGAAGAUCAGCCUCAUUCCUCAGCUGAAGUCGUCAACCAUCAAGAGCAUGGCAGCUCCUCUGCUCGGCAGUCACUGAUGGGAACUUUUACAUUUUAUAAGUGGACAUUUCACUUGCACUUUAGUUUUUCUGUAUUUUAAUAAAAUGUUUUAUAACUUUA